Molecule: messenger RNA, 1741 nt
Organism: Acomys russatus (golden spiny mouse)
Lineage: Eukaryota; Metazoa; Chordata; Mammalia; Rodentia; Muridae
Gene: Gale
Product: UDP-galactose-4-epimerase
Exons: 10
Coding region: 227-1273 (348 amino acids)
Biological process (GO): beta-D-galactose catabolic process via UDP-galactose, Leloir pathway
Cellular component (GO): cytosol
Molecular function (GO): UDP-glucose 4-epimerase activity
Source: RefSeq, a predicted model, not a curated record
CUCUUUGGGCCGUCCUAUCAUGUGGUAUGUGUGCAAUAAUUCGUCAGAACGUGAGAGUUAUCCAGUCAGACCCAGGACUGACUCUGGAGCCCCUCCUGAGACUACGCUCACCCUUGCAUCCUCCAAGAUGAAGUUAGGGGACCAGCAUCCAGUUGGGAGUUGGAGCGAGGCCCCAUGCAGACAGCCUCAGUGACAUCUGAAACUCUUCGUCUUCUCAGCAGGCACCAUGGGAGAGAAGGUGUUGGUCACAGGUGGGGCUGGCUACAUUGGCAGCCACACAGUAUUGGAGCUGCUGGAGGCAGGCUACUCGCCUGUGGUCAUCGACAACUUCCAUAAUGCCAUCCGUGGAGGAGACUCCAUGCCUGAGAGCCUGCGGCGGGUCCAGGAGCUGACAGGCCGUUCUGUGGAGUUUGAGGAGAUGGACAUUUUGGACCAGGCAGCCCUACAGCACCUCUUUAAGAAGCACAGCUUUAAGGCCGUCAUCCACUUUGCGGGGCUCAAGGCUGUUGGGGAGUCGGUGCAGAAGCCUCUGGAUUACUACAGAGUUAACCUAACCGGGACCAUCCAGCUUCUGGAGAUCAUGAGGGCCCAUGAGGUGAAGGACCUGGUGUUCAGCAGCUCAGCCACCGUGUACGGGAACCCCCAGUACCUGCCUCUGGACGAGGCCCACCCCACCGGGGGCUGUACCAAUCCCUAUGGCAAGUCCAAGUUCUUCAUUGAAGAGAUGAUCCGGGACCUGUGCCAGGCAGACAAGGCCUGGAACGCAGUGCUGCUUCGGUACUUCAAUCCCAUAGGCGCCCACGCCUCUGGCCGCAUCGGCGAGGAUCCCCAGGGCAUCCCCAACAACCUCAUGCCCUAUGUCUCCCAGGUGGCAAUUGGACGUCGAGAAGCCCUGAAUGUCUUUGGUGAUGAUUAUGCUACAAAGGAUGGGACAGGUGUAAGGGACUACAUUCAUGUGGUGGACCUGGCGAAGGGCCACAUAGCAGCCUUGAAGAAGCUGAAGGAGCAGUGUGGCUACCGGACCUACAAUCUUGGCACAGGCACAGGCUACUCCGUCCUGCAGAUGGUCCAAGCCAUGGAGAAGGCCUCUGGGAGGAAGAUCCCGUACAAGGUGGUGGCACGGCGGGAAGGUGAUGUGGCGGUCUGUUAUGCCAAUCCCAGCCUGGCCCACGAGGAGCUGGGCUGGACAGCGGCUUUGGGGCUGGACAGGAUGUGUGAAGACUUAUGGCGCUGGCAGCAGCAGAACCCUUCAGGCUUUGGGGCCCAGGCCUGAGGCCUCCUUGCCACUGACCAGAAAGGGAGAAGAGCAGCUGCCUGUUUCCCACCUCCACAGGACCUUCAAGCUCUAGGGCCACGCUGAGGCCACCCUACCUCAAAUGCCAGCUGCCUGCUUAGCCCUCCAGGCAGGAGACCUCUGGCCCCACUGGCCAGGCAGGAGCCUGGGUCUGUCCAGCCUAUCUCCCCCAGGAUCCGGGAGCUCAUGUGACCCCCUAGAGCAUAUGUGUGUGGAGGGGUCUGGGACCAUAGCCUCCCUAAGGCAUUAACUUAUAUUGCUAGGACUAAGCUUUCCAAAGUAUUUAAAAUAAAAAUGUUUCUUAUCCUGACGCAGAUUCCCACAGACCGUCACCCUGUACUGCACCAGGCAGGCCUGAGAGUUGAAGCAGUUUCUUUUAAUUUUAUCGGAAUCUAAGACAAAACAAGAAAAACACCCAAAACCACAAAAGACAGAAGACAAGACAAC